This is a messenger RNA of Sesamum indicum (sesame), 834 nucleotides long. RefSeq lists its product as uncharacterized. The record is from RefSeq and is a predicted model, not a curated record. Gene Ontology annotation, cellular component: chloroplast thylakoid membrane. Lineage: Eukaryota; Viridiplantae; Streptophyta; Magnoliopsida; Lamiales; Pedaliaceae.
AGUAUCAGCUUGUUUUUUUGUUUACUUUGAAAGAACUCCCUCUAUCUUAACCAUAUUCUUGUGUUUGAUUUCUUUUCUUCCUAGGAUUUAAGGCCACAAUUAGGUGAAAAGGAAAUAAGAGAAAUCCAGUAUUUGUUUUUUCUCAAGUUACUAUUUGCUGCACACAGCUUAUCAGCAUCACUCCGGAGCUCUUCUCAAAUGCUUCAUCUCCACCACUACACUUCUCUUCCUCUGCAUCCCUCUUCCUCUUCCACCAUCAACAAGCACAAAAGUUCAAUCUUUUCAUCUGGGUUCACGGUUUUCAGAGAUGAUGAAUUGGCGGGACUUAAGAAAAUCAGAAGAAACGGCUCACUGAAUGCUGUGGAGAAUGAUUCGGGUUUUGAGGUUGACCCGGAUAAGGCCCGUGAAGCUUUGAGAAAACUUGAUGAGCAGCUUCAGUCUCUCUCCAAGAAGCAAGUCAGCCCACCAAAAAUUAGAGCUGUGGACCUUAAUCAGUCAAGCUCCGUGGAAAAAGAAGAAACUUCAGAGUUCUCAGGAUCCUUUUUGGCUUAUAUAGCUACUGGCCUACUGCUUUUUACCAUUUUCUAUAACGUUAUAUUUCUUGCAGUUAUAAAGCCAUCAAUAGACGGACCAGAGGUCGUUCCAUCUGCAAGUAUGGUUGAAAAGGCUCUAGAAGGAGCACCGCUACAACCAUCGUCAAGAAGCGAGCCAUGAGAAAUUUGUGUUCUUAGUACGCAAGCAAUUUCUUGACUUACAUUACAAUAUUGUUUGUACAAUCAUGAACAUCAGUAUCUCAUUACCGUUUUGAAAUAUUUUCAGUGAGAAUUGUCUUUA